CAGCAACAAUAAUACAAUUGAUAUACCUUACAAUUUCACUAUCGGCAGCAUUGGAUCAAAUGGACAUAACUGCGCUCAGUAAACGCUAAAUUCGUUUUCCAGCUACUCAAUCCACAUACUAAAUUUACAUAGUAAAAUGUAACGCAGUGAUAAACCUCGUACAACGAUCGGCAUACAACGCUCAGCAACAGCAGCAGCAUCUACCAUAAAAACAAUAAAAAAUAAAACAAACAAACGAAGAAAGCGUAUGUGAUUUUGUAUUUUUUGUUUUUGUGUGUUAUUUGUUAUUCAAUAUUUCGAUGAAAGAUGAAGAAACGAAAAUGCUUUCUUCGGAACGGAAUUAAUUACUGCGUUGUAUAAUAAUGACUAAAGCGACAUAUAUACAUACGCAUAUACGAGACAGAUGGAAAUUUAAACGAUAGAUGAAAUCAAAUGUACGAGCAUAUUUUUGGCGCAUUACUAAGCAUCGCUAAGCAUCAUCGGCUGCAGUUGCUUUUUUAUUGUAACUGAUUUUUAGUUUUUGCCAUUAUCUGGUGCUUUUCAAUAUUUUUAAGUUCACAGAAGAGUUUUUAGAAAGCGCUCGGUUUAUAUGAAUAAAACAUUUCUCUCGCUCAAGCGUCAAGCCGGUUGGAGAUCAGCACGUCAUAGUUGAAAGUGAGAGUGUAGUGAAGGUGUUAAAGGUGCAUGAACACCAAAUAGCCACAGUCGCGUGUAAUAAACAAAACAACGAACUGGAACGGAACAGGUACAAUAAUUCACUUACAUACAUACAUUCCAGUUACAAGGCAGCGAGCCUGCAAGUCAGCCCGUUCCAAAUACUAUAGUUGUAAGUAAGGCUUGUGAAUUUGUGAGCAUUGCAUGCCCGUCCGCAGCGAAACUUGUUUGCGCGUUUGUGUCGUAAUCCGUGAAUUUGGCCUUCCGCACAUUUGUUUACUAUCGAUUUAAAUAUUUGAUAUAGUUAUUAGUUAGUAACAUAGAAACUAUAUAUGCACACAUACAUACGUACAUUUACAUGCCAACAAGAAGUAUACGCCCUGGCGGCUCUCUAUCUGCUGCGAAAUAUUUUGGUGCGCAGCGGCGCAUCGUAAACACUGAAAGCCGUACAUACGGCUAGACGCGUUCGCAGUCGUUAACGAACCUUGUCAUUAAUUUGAAUUUGAAAUUUGGAGUGUCAAGUGCGUUCCUGCAUACUUUUGAACGUUUUGUUACAUCUAUAAACGCUGCGAGCGCAGAGCAAACGCAGCGGCUUUUGAGCAGCGUUUUUCUGUUAACGCUUGCCAUCGAUCUGAAAUAGGGCGCAUUCAACGCACGCCGGUCAAACGGUCAGUCACACAUUUAAGUACUCAAUCACAAAAUUUGAUAUAAAAUCAUUUAAUCAUAACAAAAAAUUAACAAAAAAACUAAAGUUGAAUAGUAUAAAAUAAAGAAUUAGAGAGGCAAACGUGAAUUCUUCCGUGCAAUAUUAUCUUCAUAUCUUCACGCCAUUCGCUAAAAUUGCAAUAAUGAGUCGCAUAUCGGUUUUAUUCAUUCUCCUGUCGAUGGUUAUUGUCAAUUCGGGCGACACAAAUCACAGCAAUAUCAACAACAACAACAACCACAAUAAGAACAACAGUAUCAAUCAUAGUAGAAGCCACUCAUUUCAUCAGCCAUACGGCAGCACGAACAGCACGAAAGUAGUCAAUCAUCCAAUUUCCAGCGUGGGCGCUGCUGCUAACAGCAAGCAAGAAUCACAGCAAGAACAACAACAACAACAACCGCAACAGCACAACGAAGAACAGCCACCACGCGGCAAGAGAGCCACCGGUGACUUCCAGCUGGACGAGGCGGAAAUCGCGCGGCAAAAUCAAAUCACACAACAAAUAUUCGCCAAGUAUUUAGAACGACGACUUUUCCCUCAUCGCAGCACAAACGAACGCAUCCCCACCAUAUCCGAAAUACUUCCUAAGCCCUCCUCCUCAACAACGGCACGCCCACGGCCACGCGGCUUCUCCUCCUCCGAAGCGUUUCACAGUUUUCGACGUGGCGGUACAUCGAAAACGUCUGGACGCAAACGAUAUGGCAACAAUGGGCAAAAACAAAACCAACGGCGCAGAGGCGGCAGCAGCAGCAGCAGCGGCGCACAUCGCCAACAACUAAUCGACGAAGCUAUUGCAGAAAGUGAACAAGAUUCAGAACCAACCUUACAAAAGCCAGAAUAUUAUGCGGACAUCAAUGCCGAGGCUGAUGAAGUGGCCGAUGAUGGUCAAGAGUCAUUACAAAGUGUUGAAUCGGAACAACAUGAUCAGUACUAUAGUGACGUGUUUAAUCGCGAUCCCAGCGAAAAUGAAAUCGAUAGCGAUUGUCCGAACUGUGUGGACGAGUCUCAGUAUACGAACAAAUGGACAAUGCCGCUGCUGAAACUGGGCGAGAAGCGUUACUACCUCGGCAUCUUCUUCAAGGCGAAUUGGUUCAAAGCGGCUCAAUAUUGCCGAUAUCACGGCAUGCACUUGGCGAGUAUUUCUUCACAAGAGGAGAAUGACAGACUAGAAAAACAUAUACGCGACUUUGCAGGUUUAGGUCACGAACACUUCUGGACAUCUGGCACCGACUUGGCCGAUGAGGGUAUCUUCUUCUGGAUGGCUAAUGGUAGACCCAUAACAUUUACGAACUGGAAUGCGGGCGAACCGAAUAAUUUCCGCUACGAGAAUGGUGAAGAGGAGAACUGCUUAGAAUUAUGGAACCGCGACGGAAAAGGACUGAAGUGGAACGAUUCGCCAUGCAGUUUCGAAACAUUUUUCGUUUGUGAAGUGCAACCAAAUUAACUGAAUAACUGAAGCAACAAAAUGACGAAUACUUGUACGACAAUGAGAAAGGGGAUGAAGCGGAACUAAAUAGAGAAAAUAUUAUUUUUUUGUUUGUGUCUUGAAAAACCGCGACAAACGAAUGCGUAAGGUUUUUAUUAAUAAUUUUCAUAAUUUCAUAAGCGACGGUACUUGUUUGGUGAUUAGACGCACGUGUUUCACGCACACGACUUAGGUAUUUACUCAGUAAAUCACAUCAACCACAAUAGCAGGCAAUCAUGUUUUUAUUUUAUUUUUUAUUAUUAUCGCUUCGCCUUUUCUUUUUUUGAAAAUGACUAAUUUUAUUUUCUCAUUUUUCUUAAUUUAUAACAAUUGUUUGCACGCACGGAGUACGCGUGUGCAGCAAUCAGCCGCGCACCAUUCCAUUAAGUGAUUUUCGAGAGUUGCAAUAUUACGUAUACGCACCCGUGGCGCUCGACUGAUUGCGCGACGCUAAUUCGUUUGCUCUUUGUGCGUGUAUGCGUACUGGGGGCAUGACCUGCGACGAAAGUAUACAUUUAUGAAUUUAUAUAAGUGCUAAAGCAUUGUAGACAUUUUCAUGGUUAGAAAAUUAGAAUAGACGAAAAAACAACAUUAAUUACUCAUACGACCCGUAUGCCCAAACAAUUAAAAGAAUUAAAUUGGGCUCAAAAUUUUAUUUCAAACAAUUAUGUAAUUAAAAUUUAAGAAACUUACUUCGAAACAAGUAAUUGAUAUACAUUUACUGCCCUAGCAUUAUUUAUGUAAGUAAUGUAUAAAUUAUUUUUUGCUUAGUUAGUGUCAUUUUAACUUAUAUUGUAAUUAUAUAUAUAUAUGUACGUGUAUGAAUUUGUAGCUUAAAGACUUAAGUGCAGCAGUUGCAUUUAAAAUAGGUAUCUCUUACAAAAGCAAAACAAAUCACAACACAAUGAAGAUAAAAUAUAUGUAAAUUCUUAAUGUAAGAAGGGAAGAAUAAACGAAAAAAAAAAAAUAAAAGUAAAAAUUUCUUGUGCAUUGCA
Molecule: messenger RNA, 3817 nt
Organism: Anastrepha obliqua
Lineage: Eukaryota; Metazoa; Arthropoda; Insecta; Diptera; Tephritidae
Gene: tfc
Product: GATA zinc finger domain-containing protein 10
Exons: 5
Coding region: 1503-2801 (432 amino acids)
Biological process (GO): biological process involved in interspecies interaction between organisms
Cellular component (GO): external side of plasma membrane
Molecular function (GO): carbohydrate binding
Source: RefSeq, a predicted model, not a curated record